Messenger RNA from Dichotomopilus funicola, 1053 nucleotides. RefSeq names its product putative nicotianamine synthase. Lineage: Eukaryota; Fungi; Ascomycota; Sordariomycetes; Sordariales; Chaetomiaceae. The transcript is spliced from 2 exons. Gene Ontology annotation, biological process: nicotianamine biosynthetic process. Gene Ontology annotation, molecular function: nicotianamine synthase activity. The coding region runs from base 1 to 1053 and encodes 350 amino acids. The record is from RefSeq and is a predicted model, not a curated record.
AUGUCUCUUCUUACUUCAUGGCUGCGGCUGGGAAGCCCUUGGUCCAAACGGCAGCACUGCCCCUGCGUCUCCCACGACUCUCUUGCUAUUGUCGAGAAAGCCGACGUGCUGCGUGAACAACGCCUCGACUCUCGGACUGAGAAAGCGAGGGCAUUGGCCAAGACCAUCGUUCACACCCACUCGGAGCUGCUCAAGCUCCCACACCUGCGGCCCGCUCCGGCCAUCAACCAGCUCCUUGGCAACCUCGUCUCGGUCUGCUCCGAGAUCCACGACCGGGAAUUCGUAGACAAGGUCCUUUCCAAUCCGGAUGUCCAAGCUGUCCUCCCCUCUCUCCGCCAGAUAUGUGCCCGGGCCGAGUCAUGCCUCGAGCUACACUGGGCCGAGCACAUCCUCUCCUCCGAGGGGUCACCCGACGAGGUGCUAGACCGGCUCAAGGCCUUCCCAUACUACGAAAACUACGAAGAGCUCACCCGACUUGAGUACUGCGCCAUCCUCUCCGCCACCAAGACCGCCCCGCAACGAAUAGCCUUCAUCGGCUCCGGCCCUCUACCACUGACAUCCCUCUGCCUACUGCAGCACCUGAAACAAAACCCCACAAACGCCCUCCUUGCCAACCCACCAUCAUCGUCAUCAGACGCCAAACCAUCCCACAAAGACCCCGUCAUCCUCAACGUCGACUACGACGCCUCGGCCAUCGCCGCUUCCCUCACCCUCUCCCUCGCCCUCGGCGAACCCGGCCGCGGCAUGGAAUUCAUCUGCGCCGACGCAGCUGCGCCCUCGGAGCGGGACCUCGCCGAGUUUGACGUCGUGUACAUGGCUGCCCUUGUGGGUGUGACACAGACUGAGAAGGAGAGCAUUAUCCUCCGUGUGGUUGACCGCAUGCGAGCUGGGGCGUUGCUGGUGGUGCGGAGUAGUUGGGGGUUGAGGACGUGUCUGUACCCGGAGGUGGAUCUGGCUACGGAGGCGUUGUUGGAGAAGUUGGAGUGUUGUGUUGUGGUGCAUCCGUAUGGGCAGGUGGUGAAUUCGGUUAUUGUGGCGAGGGUGAAAGCUUAA